CAAUAGUGCUUUGAAUUUAUAUUUGUGUCAGCCUUUAGCAAUUGGUAAAAGCUGUUAAUUAGUUGGCAAAGAACUCUCGCGCACGUGGGACGCUAAAUUAUUGCACAGCGGACACAUUCCAUGCCAAAAUGCUAGAAGAUUCGUUGAGCGAGUAUUUUCUGUGCAAUUUCAAUGAUGCACAGCACAUUGAGGAUUUGCCGGCUGAUGAGCGACUGCAAAAGCUGUGGAGCAGCCAAGAGCUGUGGUCAGUGGACGAACUACAGACAAUAAUAAAACGAUGGCAAGGCAACGACCAGCUGGAGUUAACUGGCAUCGAGCAGGCAACAGAAUUGCUAAAUGAUUUCCUACAAUUGAUUUUCGCCUUUGUGCAAAAUAAUUUCACUGGACCAUUCGAUAAGCUGGAAGGCUGCACAGAAAUGCUGAAAGACCUGAAGUUGGAGCAGAGUGAGGCGAUGGAGCAGCUAAAGGCCAGCGGCGAGGAGCUGAAUCCAAAUGUAAAGACUGCACAAUUGUUGCUUAUAGCCAAGCAAAUGCUCAAAACUCUGAGCGCUGCACAGCCCGCAUCGAAGGUCAUCUGGUGGUGGCGCCUGCGUUUAGUCUGCCUGCAACAGCACAUCCUGGACGACCUGGCGAGUGCUUUGUACGAGGAGUUCAAGCUGGCAGCAGCUGAGCUGCGUCCCCAUUUAUCUGCUUUCGCUCAGCUGGAGCUACAAGCGCUGCUGCUGCUUGAAUUAGCCAACGGCUAUUUGCAGUUCCAUCGUUCCGAUUUGGCAGCCGAGGUGCUGGAUGAGCUCUGUGCGCAUUUGCAGGUGGAACUAAAUGUGGAGGGUCUGCUCGGCCUGCGCACCAAGUUUCAGCAGAAGGCGCUGCCUCAGCUCUGUCUGAAAGUGGACCAAAAAUCGUCGGAGGAAACUUUGCCCAAAGCUGAGUUCAGCAAUGCUACAACUAGCUUGCCACACUUGCUGCUUCUGGAGGAUGAUACGCGCCUGGAACGUAUUCGAUUUAUAGAUCCAAAGGACAACGAGGUGAUGACGCUGCCCAGCGUUCUGCAAGUCCUCGUGCUGGCCAAGGUCAAGCAACUGAAGCGCUCUCAGCCCAAGGAUCGCCUGGCAGAUGAACAGCUGGAGCCGUAUACGCGAACCUUGCUCUAUCAGCAGCAUGGACCUCUGCAGGUGCGUCAGUCUGCGUUGUUGCUGAACUGCAUCCAGGAAUCCAAUCAGCGGCGCACCGUGGAGCGCAGCUGGAAGCAGUGCGAGGAGUGUGUCAAGCUGCUGGACAACGUGGAGAAGUAUACGCUGCGUGAGCGGCUCUCCUAUGGCUUCGCCUCGUUCCUGCAGCCCAAGUGGCAGGUGCAGCUGCAACUGGUGGAUCUGUUGCGCUCACUUGGCAUGACGAAGACGGCGUUGGAUGUGUGCUUGCAGAUCCAGGCCUGGCAACAGGUCAUCGAGUGCUACACCAGCUUGGAGCUGCGCCACAAGGCGGCAGAGAUAAUACGCCAGGAGUUAGAGAAGCAGCCCACUGUGCUCCUCUAUUGCUUGCUGGGCGAUGCAGUCGAUGAUCCGCAGUGCUACGAGCAGGCGUGGGAGUACUCCAAGCACACCAGCGGCAAGGCUCAGGCCUAUUGGGGCAACUACUUCUAUAGGCGCGCCGAGUACGCAGCGGCCAUCGAUCACUACGAGCUGUCGCUGGAGAUCAAUGCGCUGCAGGAGCCGAUUCUGCUGCGCUGUGGCUACUCUGCCAUCCAGCUGGAGCGCUGGGCAACGGCUGUCAAGUGGUAUUUGGGCUACACGCACCUAGAGCCAAAUGGAUUUGAGUCGUGGAACAACCUGGCCAAGGCGCUCAUCAAGCUGGGCGACAAGGAGCGGGCGCACCGCCUGCUUGGCGAGGCGCUCAAGUGCAACUACAACAACUGGAAGGUGUGGGAGAACUAUUUGCUCGUCUCGGUGGACACCAAUCACUGGGAGGAUGCGAUGCGUGCGUACCAGCAGCUCGGUCAGCUCAAGCAGCAUUUCCUCGACGAGGAGGUGCUCACGCGCAUUGUCUACGGCGUUGCCAGGCAAAUGGAAUCCGAGUCCACGUCGCAAGCUAUGUCCAGCUCGCUGCGUCGCCGCCUAACACAGAUGAUGGGCCACCAGUGCAUUCAGCAUGGCAAUGAGCCCCUGGUCUGGGAACUGGCGGCCCUGGUGGCAGCGACGCCCAUGAAGAAGGCCGAGCGACUGGUCAAAUGCUAUCGCGCCUACACGGCCAAGGAGCUCAACUGGGCGAGCCAGCCGGCGCACGCCAAGAAGGCGCUCAAUCUGUGUUUGGAGGCAGCCGAGCUUUCGAUAGCCGCCAUCAAGGAUCAUGCCGCGGACGAGAGCGAGACCAUGGUAACAUCGCAGCUCAAUUCCUGUCGCCUGGCGACCACCUCCUGCCUCAAUGCGCUAGGAAGCAGGGGGCCGGUGAGCGGUAACAAGGAGCAUGCGGACCAAAUGCAGCUGCUGGAGCAGCAGAACAAACAGCUCGCCAAUAUCGUGUCCCAGCGCAUGAAUUUCAAGUCAAUGUAGAUAAGGUUUAUUAAAACGUCUUUC
Drosophila arizonae is the source of this 2570-nucleotide messenger RNA. Its product is annotated as tetratricopeptide repeat protein 27. Lineage: Eukaryota; Metazoa; Arthropoda; Insecta; Diptera; Drosophilidae. Gene Ontology annotation, molecular function: protein binding. The record is from RefSeq and is a predicted model, not a curated record.